Molecule: messenger RNA, 1786 nt
Organism: Oryza sativa Japonica Group (Japanese rice)
Lineage: Eukaryota; Viridiplantae; Streptophyta; Magnoliopsida; Poales; Poaceae
Product: transcription factor SPATULA
Molecular function (GO): protein dimerization activity
Source: RefSeq, a predicted model, not a curated record
UAUAUACACACCAUUCCCAAUCAAAGACGAGAUAGCUCAAGAAGCAGCCAAAUUAAAGAGCAAUUAAUCGAUUGAACGCGACUAGAGCUAGCUCGAUCCGAUCGUGCGUACGUACGUACAGGCAUGGACGGCGGCAGCUGGAUGCUCAAGGCGGCCGCCGCCGGCGACAUGCACGGCGGCGCCGGCGACACCAUGAUCAGAUGCAGCUGGAGCGACAUGGCGACUACUGAUCAGCUGCUGCGCCACCACGAGCAGGAGCCGGCGAUGACGAUGAUGAUGAACUCGCAGUCGCAGGCCAUGCAGCAGCAGCUUAGCCAGAUCUACAUGCUGAUGGACAUGGAGGAGCACGAUCAUCAGUACGCCACGCCGCCGUCGCCGUCGUCGUCCUCCUUCCGCUCCUUCUCCGCCGGGACGACGACGACGACGACGAGCCGCGACGACAACUCGUCGCUCAUGCUCGCCGCCGCCGCCGCCUCUUGCCACCACCAGACAACGGAGGUGUCGUCGCAGAUACUACUACCACGGCCGGGACAAGCAGCACGGCGGAGCAGCGGCGGCCAUGGCGCCGCCGCCGCCGCCACCGCGUUCCGGCCGUACUCCCGGUACCUGGGCCCGAAGAAGCAUCUCCUCCGGCGGCCAGGGGCGGCGACCACCGCCACCGGCGGCGGCGGUGGACAGAGGGCGUUCAAGAAGGCCAUAUCGGUGCUGUCAAAGAUCCACGCGGCGAGGCUCGCGCAGUACUACCAGAUCAUGGAGAUGGCCGCGCGGGCUUCGCCAGCGGCCACCGCCGGCGGCGGCGGCGGCGAGAACCAGCAGCUGCAGCUGCAGCACGUCUUGUCGGAGCGCAAGCGCCGGGAGAAGCUCAACGAUAGCUUCAAGGCUCUCAGGGACGUGCUCCCACCCGCCACCAAGAAGGACAAAGCAUCAGUGCUGAUGAGAGCAAAGGACUACGUGAACGUCCUCAAGGCGAGGAUAGCUGAGCUGGAGGAGAAGAACAGGAAGCUAUCUGAAUCACAGCAGCUGCACGCCGGCGACGGCGACGGCGAGCGAGACGACGGACCUGACGAUGACAAGAUUGAGGUCAACACGAGCAGAUCAGCGGCAGAUCAGGGCAGUUCACCGAACAAGUGUCAAGAGCUUCAUCUGAAGAUAGUGCUGGGGUCGUCGUCGGGGUGCAGUGCCAUGGAUGCCGUGGCUGGCAUCCUGCAGGGUCUCAACGAGAAGAGGGAUGUCAGCUUGUUGGCCACAGGGCAUAAUUCCAGCAGCAGCAGCAGCAGUGGUCGUCGUCGUCUUCUUCCCCGUGCAAAGUCUUCUCAACAACCUGCCUCCAGCAGCUGCGACGAGGAAAUUCUCAAGGAAUCUGUAGUUAAAGAUGACAGUCCAGCAGCUGUCAAGGAUGUGAUGCAAUCGGAGACAGUGAGACUGUAAUUAAUCUUCACCGAUCAUUUCUGUCGGAAAUUGAUGAUGUUCGUCGACAAAACUUUGGUAUAGCUGUUCAGAGUUCCAGCUAGGAAUUUAGGACUUUAGCUUAGCUAUGCAAUGAAUGGAAAUUAAUGAUAAUAUGUCAAAGAUAUAGACAUUUCCAUGGAUAAGGGAGUUGCUUCGGCUUGAAUCAUGGAGCUGAUCAGCAAGGGAGUCAAACUAUGAGAAAAAUGUUUGUCGUGAACUAUUAGGUUAGUUUGGACUGGCAUUACAUGGUACUCGCUAGUCGACAUCUUAACAGUGACAUGUAAUGAAAAACAGAUGCACACUUUUAAAAUAAUUAAUUAUACAUUUAAUAAUGAUG